GGCUCCCGGUGCCCGCGGGCGCUGCCGCUUCCAACGGAGGGCAUGCAAAUACCGGGAGCUCCCCACGGCGGGGAGGGGGCGGAUGGACUCCCACAGGCCAUGUCCUGCCGGCGUUGAGCCUGCGAGUUCAGGAAACAAACUCAAGAGGAUGAAGCCUAAUAAAGGAAAGACUUUAACUAGAGAGAGAGACUAUGUGUACAAAUUCAGUGCCGGAAAUGAACAUUUGGUGAUUACCGUGCCUCUCAAAUUCCCUGUGCAAGAGAAUAUCAGUCAUUUACAUGGACGUCUGAUGGUUCUGCACAACCUGCCAUGCUUUAUAGAAAAUGACCUGAAGCAAUCUCUUAGUAAAUUUGUAGAAGAGGAAACCAUAAAAGAUUAUGACAGAGAAGCUGAAGUGGCUCUGGAAGCAGUGAAAUCAGGAAAAGUAGACAUCAACCAGCUGGUAGAUACUUGGGCUAAAGCAUAUAAAGAGACAACAUUAGAACAUGCCAAACCUGAAGAAACCAGCUGGGAUGAAGAUUUUGCAGAUGUUUAUCAUGAUCUAAUCCAUUCUCCAGCUUCUGAAAUGCUGUUAAACCUGGAACACAAUUAUUUUGUUAGCAUUUCAGAAUUAAUAAGUGAAAGGGACGUGGAACUGAAAAAACUACGUGAGAGGCAAGGAGCUGAAAUGGAUAAGGUGAUGCAGGAGCUUGGGAAGUCGCUGACUGACCAGGAUGUGAAUUCCUUAGCAGCUCAGCAUUUUGAGUCUCAGCAGGAUUUGGAGAACAAAUGGACCAAUGAAUUAAAGCAGACUACUGCUAUCCAGAAGCAGGAAUAUCAGGAGUGGGUGAUAAAGCUUCAUCAGGACCUAAAGAAUCCCAACAACAGCUCAGUCAGUGAUGAAAUUAAAGUUCAGCCCAGCCAGCUGAGGGAAUCUGUGGAAGGAAAUGGGAGAAUCUAUGAAGAGCAAAGGCUGUUAGAAGAGAGCUUUACUAUUCAUUUAGGAGCUCAGCUGAAGACCAUGCACAACCUGAGGCUGCUGAGAGCUGAUAUGUUGGAUUUCUGCAAACACAAGCGCAAUCACCGCAGUGGGGUGAAGCUGCACAGGCUUCAGACUGCAAUGUCCCUCUACUCAACUUCCCUGUGUGGCCUGGUGUUACUGGUGGAUAACAGGAUCAGCUCAUACAGCGGAAUCAAGAGAGAUUUCGCAACUGUUUGCCAAGAAUGCACAGAUUUCCAUUUUCCUGGAAUCCAAGAACAACUUGAAAUUGUCCAGAAAGUUGUACUUAAGGCCAGAGCACAGCGUAGCAGCAAGACAAAAAGACACCACGAAAACAGAAUCAGUGGGAAUGAAGAUAAACUAAAGAAUAUUGAACGAAACCAGUCAAACAUUUUACCGGGAGAGUUCUACAUCACACGACACUCAAACCUCUCAGAAAUCCAUGUUGCCUUUCACCUGUGUGUGGAUGACGUCAGGUCUGUGAACGUGACCGCCCGGGACCCGGCCAUCAUGGGGCUCAGGAACAUCCUCAAGGUCUGCUGCACACACGACAUCACCACCAUCAGCAUUCCCCUCCUGCUGGUGCAUGAAAUGUCAGAAGAGAUGACCAUUCCAUGGUGCCUGAAGAGGGCAGAGCUUGUGUUCAAGUGCGUCAAAGGUUUCAUGAUGGAAAUGGCUUCAUGGGAUGGAGGAAUUUCUCGGACUGUACAAUUCCUGGUACCACAGACAAUUUCAGAGGAAAUGUUUUACCAGCUGAGUAACAUGCUGCCACAGAUCUUCAGAGUAUCCUCCACACUGACUCUGACCUCCAAGCACUGAUUUCUGUGGGGUACUAACCUGUAUCCUAUUGGCAGAGGAUGAGAUUAAGGAGAUUCUGGACUAGCAUGUCUCUUUCCUGUGGACUGAUGACCCCAAAGUGGCAUUUGUUGCAGUUUCAAGAAUUGUGCUGUAAUAAAAGAUAAAUGUUGUCUGUUCUUGGCUGGUA
Passer montanus (Eurasian tree sparrow) is the source of this 1964-nucleotide messenger RNA. RefSeq names its product chromosome unknown C12orf4 homolog (gene FERRY3). Lineage: Eukaryota; Metazoa; Chordata; Aves; Passeriformes; Passeridae. The coding region runs from base 83 to 1798 and encodes 571 amino acids. The transcript has 14 exons. Gene Ontology annotation, cellular component: cytoplasm. The record is from RefSeq and is a predicted model, not a curated record. Gene Ontology annotation, biological process: regulation of mast cell degranulation.